UGGGGAUCAGCCGUCUUCAUCAUUCUUAUUUGAGAAGCAAGCUUUGCUUCUUUGCAUCAAUGGCGUCUGAUGGGUCGUCGUCCCAACUCCUCCAAUCGCCACCUGCAAAACUCGGUCCCCUCUCCCUCGUGACCAACUGGGUGCGGCCAUUGUGGCGCGCCUCGCCUCGCCGUGCGCCGGAAUCCGUCAAACCGGAGGCAGCAAAGGCCAAGAGCCUGCAGCAGGGGAUCGCGGAGUUCUACGACGAGUCUUCCAGGGCAUGGGAGGAUAUCUGGGGAGAGCACAUGCACCAUGGGUUCUACCAGCCGGGCGAGAAAGCCUCGCUUUCCGGCCACCGGUCGGCGCAGUUGCGAAUGAUCGAGGAGGCCUUGUGCUUCGCAGGCGUGCCAGGUGAUGAGAAAGGGAGGCCGAAGAGGAUUGUGGAUGUUGGGUGUGGAAUCGGGGGCAGCUCCAGGCACCUCGCCGGAAAAUACGGGGCAAGAUGCCGGGGAAUAACCUUGAGUCCCUUUCAGGCACGAAGAGCCAAUGAACUUUCAUCAUCCCAAGGGCUCGGAGAUCAAGUGUUCUUCCAGGUUGCAGAUGCACUGGAGCAGCCUUUUCCAGAUGGGAAGUUUGACUUGGUUUGGUCCAUGGAGAGUGGAGAGCACAUGCCUGACAAGAAGAAGUUUGUGAACGAGUUAGCGCGAGUCGCCGCUCCCGGAGCAACGAUCAUCAUCGUGACGUGGUGCCACCGGAAUCUGCUGCCCAAUGAGGAGUCGCUACAGCCGCAGGAGGUGGAGCUGUUGGAGAAGAUAUGUGAUGCAUUCUAUCUUCCUGCAUGGUGCUCUGCUGCUGAUUAUGCUAAAAUUGCAGAAUCCCUCAACUUGGAGGAUAUCAAGACAGCAGAUUGGUCUGAGCAUGUGGCACCAUUUUGGCCUGCUGUCAUCCGAUCAGCGUUAACCUUAAAAGGCUUCAUUUCCAUGCUUAGAGCUGGAUGGAAAACCAUGAAAGGAGCAAUGGUGAUGCCACUAAUGAUCGAAGGCUACAAGACGAACCUCAUAAAGUUUGCCAUAAUCACAUGCAAGAGGCCUCUAUACCAGUAGCGGAGCUACAUGCGGGCUGAUGUAGGCCGCCCCAUGCUAGCCAAUGCAAGUCCUUGAAAAAGUUUAUUACGAGGAAGCUGGACCUGGUUCCAUCCAGAUGGAGCGCUCACGCCAGACUCCUGUCAAUGCCCCAUAAACACCGAACCUACUAAGGUUAAUGUUCUUUGGAUAAAAUUUUCUGGCUCCGCUACUGCUCUAUAACCAACUUAUUGCUCAAACAAAUCGAAUAUCCUUAUAGUCAUUAUUUGUUACCAACAUCAUGUAUUGUAUG
This is a messenger RNA of Nymphaea colorata (pocket water lily), 1353 nucleotides long. Its product is annotated as probable tocopherol O-methyltransferase, chloroplastic. Bases 60 to 1082 code for a protein of 340 amino acids. Gene Ontology annotation, biological process: methylation. The transcript has 6 exons. Gene Ontology annotation, molecular function: S-adenosylmethionine-dependent methyltransferase activity. The record is from RefSeq and is a predicted model, not a curated record. NCBI's taxonomy places the organism in Eukaryota, Viridiplantae, Streptophyta, Magnoliopsida, Nymphaeales, Nymphaeaceae.